UCUGCGUAAAAAUCUAUUUUUACACUCCUCAAGAGUUUCCUCUGCAGCUGAGCGCCGAGGCUGGUCUGACAGAGAUAGAGAGCACACGCAGACAUAAGCUCCGCCCCCCUGUGGAGGUCCUGCCCCUCCUCUGCCUCAGCGGGAGUACAUGUGCUGCAGCGAGAGCGGAGAAGGCAGUUCAGAGCACGAGCCAAAGAGCACACACCCAGCAGCCGACCGCCCGAGCGAGAGCAGCACCGCCGUAUUCUUCUGGCCACCCCACUAUUCCCGCCCGUGCUUCCCGCUGAGCCAUAGUUACCAUGGAAACCCCGAGCCAAAAGCGGACCAUGCGCGUCAUGUCUCCGGCCCGCAUCACCCGGCUGCAGGAGAAGGAGGACCUGUGCAAUCUCAACGACCGUCUGGCCGUCUACAUCGACAAGGUGCGCUCCCUGGAGGCGGAGAACGCCGGGCUGCGGCUGCGCAUCUCCGAGUCGGAGUCGCUGGUGACCCGCGACCUGUCGGGCAUAAAGGCCGCCUACGAAAACGAGCUGGCCGACGCCCGCCACGCCCUGGACCAGGUGGCCAAGGAGAAGGCGCGCCUGCAGCUGGACCUGGGGAAGAUCAGGGAGGAGCACAAGGAGCUGAAGGCCAGAAACACCAAGAAGGAGUUGGACUUGGAGGCGGCUUUGGCCAGACUCAGGGACCUGGAGGCCCUGCUGAACUCCAAAGACGCGGCUCUGUCCACCGCCCUGGGGGAGAAGCGAACUCUGGAGGCGGAGCUGAAGGACCUGAAGGCCCAGCUAGCUAAGCUGGAUAUCAACUUGGCCGAUGCCAAGAAGCAGCUGCAGGAUGAGAUGCUGAGGAGAGUGGACGCAGAGAACCGCCUGCAGACCAUAAAGGAGGAGCUGGAAUUCCAGAAGAACAUCUACAAUGAGGAGCUGCGCGAGUCCAAGCGGCGCUGCGAGUCGCGGAUGGUGGAGAUCGACUGCGGCCGGCAGCAAGAGUUCGAGUCCAAGCUGGCAGCCGCUCUGACCGAGCUGCGAGCUCAGCACGAAGAGCAGGUCGGCCUGUACAAGGAAGAACUGGAGAAGACCUACAACUCCAAGCUGGAGAACGCCCGUUCCUCGGCUGAGAGGACCACCAGCUUGGUGGGAGCUGCCCACGAGGAGCUGCAGCAGACCCGGACCCGUCUGGAGGGCGUGACGCUCCAGCUGAGCCAGCUGCAGAAGCAGCUCUCAGCCAGCGAGGCUAAGGUGCGCGAGCUGGAGGAGACUAUGUCCCGGGAACGGGACCUGAUGAGGCGGCGCCUUGAGGACAAAGAUCGGGAGAUGGCGGACAUCCGAGCCCGGAUGCAGCUGCAGCUGGACGAGUACCAGGAGCUGCUGGACAUUAAACUGGCUCUGGACAUGGAGAUCAGCGCCUACAGGAAGCUGCUGGAGGGAGAGGAGGAGAGGCUGCGUCUGUCACCCAGCCCCACUUCCACCAAGGUCACAGUGACCCGCUCCGCCGGCUCCUCCCACGCCAGCCGCCUGCUCCACUCCUCCGCCGUGGCGUCCAGCAGCCGCACGUCCUCCGGCGCCAGCAGCACCAAGAAGCGGCGCCUCAACGACAGCGAGGCGUCCAGCAUGGUGGGGGGGACCGUGGUGAAGUCCCACAUCAGCCAGCAGGCGUCGGCCAGCGGCCGCAUUAUGGUGAACGAGGUGGACCUGGAGGGCAAGUUCAUCCGUCUGAGCAACAAGUCUGACGAGGAUCAGUCUCUGGGGGGCUGGCAGGUGAAGGCGCAGGUGGGGGACGGCGACCCCAUCACCUACAAGUUCCCCAGCAAGUUCAGUCUGAAGGGCGGAGCCACCGUGACGAUCUGGGCGGCGGCCGGCGGAGGAACCCACAACCCCCCCACCGACCUGGUGUGGAAGAACCAGAACUCAUGGGGGUCCGGAGACCUCCUGCAGAUCAUUCUCGUCAGCUCCAGCGGGGAGGAAAUGGCGGCGAGGAAAGUGACGCGCACGCUUUUCCAGGAAGAUGAGGAAGACGAUGAAACGGGAGCUCACAGCACGAGCGGCGAGUACAACCUUCGCAGCCGCACGGUGAUCUGCGACUCGUGUGGACAGACGUCGGAGCGUGGUGGCGGGGGUCUGGCAGAAGGCCUUGUGGGACAUUCCCUCUUCAUGGGAACCAAUGAGCCCAGACAGGGCCGGGUCAAGCCGGAGAACUGCUCCAUCAUGUAGGAACCAAAGCAGACCUCACCAGGAAGCAUUGCCAAAAGUUUUCCACCUUCAGGAUGUUUGUCUUGAUGUUUUUUUUUCUAAAUCUUUGACUUUUGUUGUUUUUGUACUCGAAUUUCUCUGCAGCUUCACCGCUCUGGCCGCAGAAGCGUUCUGCUUUCACGUGUACCUGUUUACGAUUCGGUCCGACUCGGGGGUUCUUAGUGAUGACAAAGCUGUCGACACUCAACACGCACAGCAGGAGGCUCCGCCUCCCCCCGGACUGAUCCAUUUUGGUUGGUUUUGACUUGUUUUUGUGCUGCGUUUAUAUAAAAUGGGAAAAUAUAUUUAUGCUUCCAAAGGACGCCGGGUUGGCUCAGGUGAACAUUUUAUACAGAUUAGAACGUUUGUUUGAUGAAAACACUAAAUUGUGGUACUUUAUUUUUUUACGGCCGAACUUGUUUUCCUGAAAACGUCGGAUCAGGACUGUAGAAUAAUGAAUGCCCUGAAAGCAGCGUCUGCUUCCAGCUCCAAACGUGCCUUUGGAGGACCGCCGUCUCCGCCUCCUCUCCUCGGUUUGCUCUCUAAAAACUCUUCCGCGGGGCUUGUCUUUUCUUGUCUUUGGUUCCUGUUAGGUUUAGCGGCUUUCCGACCCCCCAGCAGGACUUUUUGUUGUACUGUAGUGUGGCAGCUCAAAAAUUCUCCCGUGAAAAGUUUAUCAGAAAAUGUACAGAAAAUACUUGAUACUGUUUGUUUUUUCUUUCUUGCUCCAAGUGCCUUUAGAUGUCUAGAAGUUCUUGUUAAGCAUUUAUAAUCAUGUUUUCUUAAACUCUAAAGAUCUUGAAGAUCUUGCGUUUUCCCUGAAGAAUUUCUUCUUUUCCUUGGACAAGAUUUGCUGGAUCAUGUUAUGGAAAAUCCAUGUAUUGAUGUCAUAUUAUUUUUUUCUUGAAUAUCAAGUAAAACUUCUAUUUUCCACUAA
This is a messenger RNA of Oryzias melastigma (Indian medaka), 3159 nucleotides long. RefSeq names its product lamin A (gene lmna). The transcript is spliced from 13 exons. NCBI's taxonomy places the organism in Eukaryota, Metazoa, Chordata, Actinopteri, Beloniformes, Adrianichthyidae. The record is from RefSeq and is a predicted model, not a curated record. Bases 300 to 2204 code for a protein of 634 amino acids.